Messenger RNA from Petromyzon marinus (sea lamprey), 6419 nucleotides. RefSeq names its product serine/threonine-protein kinase 17B-like. NCBI's taxonomy places the organism in Eukaryota, Metazoa, Chordata, Hyperoartia, Petromyzontiformes, Petromyzontidae. Gene Ontology annotation, biological process: intracellular signal transduction; protein phosphorylation; positive regulation of apoptotic process. The record is from RefSeq and is a predicted model, not a curated record. Gene Ontology annotation, cellular component: nucleus. Gene Ontology annotation, molecular function: protein serine/threonine kinase activity; ATP binding.
CAUUGGACGCCGGCGCGGGGUUUGAAGCCGCGCGGCUCCGCCGCCGCUCUCCGCUCCUCUUUGUCGCCCGCUUCGCUCCCUGCGGCAGCAGUCCGCCCGUGGCGUUGACUGUCACGGCGGAUCGGUGACGACCCGGACUGUGGCGCAGCUCCAGCGUGUGCGCUGCCCGUGGCGGUCUCCCCGUGACUUCUUUCUCCGCCCGUGGGGAGUCCGUGCGGAGUCCACCAGUGGGGAGUCUACCAGUGGGGAGUCCACCAGUGAGGAGUCUACCAGUGGGGAGUCCACCAGUGAGGAGUCUACCAGUGGGGAGUCUACCGGUGAGGAGUCCACCAGUGAGGAGUCUACCUGUGCGGAGUCCACCAGUGCGGAGUCCACCAGUGCGGAGUCUACCAGUGAGGAGUCUACCUGUGCGGAGUCUACCAGUGGGGAGUCCACCGGUGCGGAGUCUACCGGUGGGGAGUCUACCAGUGCGGAGUCUACCAGUGAGGAGUCUACCAGUGCGGAGUCCACCAGUGAGGAGUCUACCAGUGCGGAGUCUACCAGUGAGGAGUCUACCAGUGCGGAGUCCACCAGUGAGGAGUCUACCGGUGCGGAGUCUACCGGUGGGGAGUCCACCGGUGCGGAGUCUACCAGUGGGGAGUCCACCAGUGGGGAGUCCACCAGUGGGGAGUCUACCAGUGGGGAGUCUACCGGUGCGGAGCCACCGGUGCGGAGUCUACCAGUGGGGAGUCUACCGGUGCGGAGUCUACCAGUGGGGAGUCUACCAGUGCAGAGUCUACCAGUGGGGAGUCUACCGGUGGGGAGUCUACCGGUGGGGAGUCCACCAGUGCGGAGUCUACCGGUGGGGAGUCCACCGGUGCGGAGUCUACCGGUGGGGAGUCUACCGGUGGGAGGCUUCUGGACCGUGGCAGCCUCCACCCCGUGGACGCCUGACCACUGUGAGCAGCAGAACGAACGGUCGCAUCGGGCCACCGGCAUCAAGGGGCCGUUGGCACGGGACGGCCACGACGGCCACGACGGCGUUGGACGGCGAGCCACCUUGAUCAGCCAGGCUCCAUCGCUCGCUCGCCCCGAGACACCUUGAUCAACCAGGCUCCAUCGCUCGCUCGCCCCGAGCCACCUUGAUCAGCCAGGCUCCAUCGCUCGCCCGCUCCCUCUCCCCGAGACACCUUGAUCAGCCAGGCUCCAUCGCUCGCUCGCCCCGAGACACCUUGAUCAGCCAGGCUCCAUCGCUCGCUCGCCCCGAGACACCUUGAUCAGCCAGGCUCCAUCGCUCGCUCGCCCCGAGCCACCUUGAUCAGCCGGGCUCCAUCGCUCGCCCACUCACCCGCUCGCUCGCCCCGAGCCACAUUGAUCAGCCAGGCUCCAUCGCUCGCCCGCUCGCUCGCCCCGAGCCACCUUGAUCAGCCAGAGUCCCUCGCUCACAUGCUCGCUCGCCCCGAGACACCUUGAUCAGCCAGGCUCCAUUGCUCGCCCGCUCGCCCACUCGCUCUCCCCGAGCCACCUUGAUCAGCCAGGCUCCCUCGCCCGCCCGCUUGCUCUCCCCGAGACAUCUUGAUCAGCCAGGCUCCCUCGCCUGCCCGCUCGCUCUCCCCGAGACACCUUGAUCAGCCAGGCUCCAUCGCUCGCCAGCUCGCCCGCUUGCUCUCCCCGAGCCACCUUGAUCAGCCAGGCUCCCUCGCCCGCCCGCUCGCUCUCCCCGAGCCACCUUGAUCAGCCAGGCUCCCUCGCCCGCCCGCUCGCUCUCCCCGAGCCACCUUUAUCAGCCACGCUCCCUCGCCCACCCGCUUGCUCGCUCUCCCGGGAGCCAUGCUCGCCCGUCGCGAUGCGCCCAGCUCGGGGCUGGUGCCGGAGACGCACACGCACAUUCGCACGGAGCCCUUCUCUUCGGCGUACUCCCUCACCGGCCGGGAGCUCGGCAGGGGGAAGUUUGCGGUGGUCCGCAUGUGCGUGGAGCUGGCGACGGGGCGCCAGUUCGCUGCCAAGUUUGUGCGCAAACGUCGCAAGGGGCAGGACUGCCGGGCAGAGGGCGUGCACGAGGUGGCCGUGCUGGAGAUGGCGCUCGACAGCCCCCACAUCAUCCGCCUGCACGACGUCUACGAGACGCCCGCCGACAUCGUCAUCGUGCUCGAGUACGCGGCAGGUGGGGAGAUCUUCCAGCAGUGCGUGGCGGAGGAGGGCGACGGCGCCUUCACGGAGAGCGACGUGGUGCGGCUCAUGCGCCAGGUGCUGGACGGCAUCGCCUUCCUGCACCGCCACAACGUGGUGCACCUGGACCUCAAGCCGCAGAACAUCUUGCUGACGAGCGCGGAACCCCUGGGCGACAUCCGCAUCGUGGACCUGGGGCUGUCGCGGCGCGUGAGCAGCGCGGCGGAGCUGCGGGAGAUCAUGGGGACCCCCGAGUACGUGGCCCCAGAAAUUCUCAACUAUGACCCCAUAACGACCGCGACAGACAUGUGGAGUAUGGGCGUGCUGGCGUACGUGAUGCUGACGGGCGAGUCUCCCUUCCUGGGAGCGGACAAUCAGGAGACCUUCCUGAACGUGUCCCAGGUGGCCGUGAGUUACGACGAGGAGACCUUCCAGGGGAAGUCUCCCUGCGCCCGGCAUUUCAUCCAGAGCCUGCUGCUCAAGGAUCCACGGUGUCGCGCCACCGCCGAGGACUGCCUGCGCCACCCGUGGCUCCGUGACUGGGAGCCCGUGCCAGAGCCGAUCUCGGAAGCAGCAGAGCGGGACACCGCGGACUCCUCGCCACACCAAGCACCGCCGCCGCCGCCGCCACCACCACCACCACCGCCGCCGCAACAGCAGCAUCUGCAACAACAACUGGGGUCGGGAGGUACCGACUUGAGGCCGGCGGGGCACCGGGUGCCCCAGCCGGAGGACAAGGAGAACGUUCCCGCGGGGCGGCAGAGCUCCAAGCGGUGCAAACUCGAUGGCACGUGUGGGGGCAGCGCGCCGGACGCGCCAAAGGAGAUUGUGAUGUGAAUGUACGCCUGGGCACAAACAAGCGGACAGAAAAUACAAACUCGCUGUUGUUGAAGAAGGUAUGCAAGCAAUUUGAAAAAAUAUAUACGUAAUUGUUUCUCAUUGGCAGCUGCCCUUAGGCUGUUCAUAGGAACGCUGUAAAUCAUCUGGAGGAAUUCAGGCUCUCGAGUGAAUCGAUUGUAAUUUAUAACGGGUUCCACUCCAAUGCAGCGUCCAGCCGCACGGCAGGCGCUGUCGAGCACAGGGAUCCACGCGAGAUUCCUGUGAGAGUUGGAAGCGAGAGAUACUCGCGUGUGGCAGCCUGUGAGCAAAAUGACUCUAGGUGAGGCUGUGUUGAUCCAUGCCCCGCCCGUGUGGAAGGGUGCGAUUGGCUCUGCUUGUGCCCAGCGCACGAAGUAACGUCGUGCGAUGAUCGAGCACGGUGAUUAUUUGGCGGCACAGCCUUCACCACUCGAGACUGCCACUUUAAGGAUCGCCACUCCCAUAAUCAUUGUCGAUCCACCCCAACUCAUCGCUGUCAUCUGGUCGGUUGGAUUUUACUCUAGCCAGGUGAGCAGCGCUGGGGCGGUGACGUGGCUCAAUGGGAGCGUAUUAACAGUGUAAUACGAGCCGUCUGCUUCACAGCGGACGUUAAAGAUCCUGUGACGUCAUUCGAAAAGACUCGGCCAUCGUGCGCCGGCAUCAUUGUCAAAAUCUACCGAAUUAAAUUAAGUUGGAAAUAAAGUAAUUGUUGCCCAUUACUGCAAAAACGUAGCAAGACGCUUCUGAAAAAUUAAUUAAACCCAUUGAGCUUUUCCAGGGCAAGCUCAUAUAAUAUUUAUAUAAACAGGAGUACAGUUGUAACACCUAUAUGCGACAGCUUCUCAAGCUUCUCAAGCCUCUGUACAUUCGGGUUUUUUAAUAGAUAGAAGCAGUGAAUCAUUGGGUGAACAAAAACAGGUGUCUUAACGUGGUGGUAUGUAGAUGCCACGUAAAUCCAAAUUAUUUUUUAAAAGAGGCUGAGGAUGAGAUAUCAAUAAUGAGGCCACUUGGGCCUGGUCAUUCUGAGCCUGUGUUUAAUGUCCACAUGGCCCUUUGGAAGGAACCACUAUCGCACACAGGUGGUGUAUGAAAAGUAGGCAUGGAGUUACCCGAUUGCCAAGCCAUAUUAUUACUCUUCGAGCUCUUGGCCUUGCUUUCAGCAAAGCAGACAACGCUGCAGCCCGCUCACGUUUGUGCACGGCCACAGGUUACAGAAUUCCCGUACGAGUCACGGCGGAUCGAUGUUGUCGCCUGACAUCCAUGAUCUCUGUGCGCGCUGUGGCUCGAAAAACGUGGAGCCCAGACAUAACAAAGCCAAUGAAAAAUGGCCAUUGCAUCCUGGGGGUCAGUGCCAGGAUAAUCGAGUACAGUGCCACCAGCAUGGAUGCUGCCGUGACGUGGCGGUUAGCACACUGGGGGCGCUGGUUCCAUCUCCAGGUGCGCUUUGUGAAAUCCCCCUUCCUCUGUCCACUCAGCCGUACAAACACGGGUACAACCACACCGAGUCGAUCGGCAGGUUUGUGUGCGAUGUGUAUACUCCCACUUAUUCCAAGCUAUUGGGCCAAUGUGUGGUCGAGUAGGCCAAGUACCCACUUAUUGGAGCUCUCUCUGAAGGGCCUUGCACCUGCAAUGGCGUGAGCGGGCAACGGAGGGCUGCACCUUUCACCACCAGCAUAAUUUUAAUUUAGAUAUUAUUUUUGCACAGGAACUUUUUGCCAAAGUAAACGGCAGGGGCGAAGGGAAAUGACACUGGUGUCUACAAUUUCCAUGCCAUUCGAAAAACGCAAAUGUUUUUGUAUUGAAAAUCUAACGGACGCGUUUCAGCAAGGUCAAUGCGCUGGGAGGUAUUGCGGUGUGUGCCGGCCUCGUGACCACGUCGCUCGUGCCGUCGGGUUCCCGCGUGCCUGCUUCACGUUCCGUCUGUUGAUAAUACGUCCUCUCGUUCAUACUCGAUUCCACAGUGUUGCAAAAAAUAGCCAAGCGUUCCGUGAGUACAUGCAAGUCAUUUAAUUGCUAUUUAAUGUUUAAUGUUCGAUAAAAUAUGCAAGAAAAUACUGUCGUAAAUGUCUUCCGAUGUUUUAAAAAGUCGUGCUGUGGUCGUUGACGUUUCGAGUGCCGCUUGUUUUAUGUGUACGAAUGCGCGAGGACGUGCGGGUUAAUCCGUUGCCUGCCCAUUCCAGAAACACUUCAUUUGCAUUCUCUGCAACGGUGCCUCUUAUGCUCAGUCGAUUUGCACGAACCAUGAUAUUAAAUAGUCUGCUUACAGGAACAAAUUAAUUGCGGAGGUGGCACUCUGUGUGUUUUUAUCUGCGUUCAUUAACGUGGCAAGGUCUCAUUGCAGGGUAGCUAAAGUGAUUCACGUUUAGCAUUGUGCCAGGCAGAGAGGCUGGUGCAUCAGAGCAGGUGCUUGCUUCACGAUUGGUGCUUAUUGAAAUGUGGAUGGGCUCGGCAGUUAUUUUUUGGCUGGGCAGAUAUUUUUUUUACAUUCCUAAACAACUUAUUUUAUUCGUGGAAUAGCAAGGGAUUUUCAAAGGUUUUCUAUGGCCAAUUGGGAGAGAAUUCAUACUGGACCCAGCAAGACAUCUCUUUGUGUGUCCCUGCCUUUAAGGGCUGUAUCCUCAUUUACGGGUCCUACCUGCAUUGGAUUUUCCCAGGAUUGUCUUUUUUAUGACGGCUGUCGCUGUCUUGGAAAAUCUAGAAGUCUUCCUGGGAUAUUGAAAGCCCCGUUUUUCGUAGCUUGUCUACUAAUAUACCCCUCGACAAUGCAUUUAUACGUACACCUGGUUUCCUCCUCAUCAGGUAUCCUUUCCGUGAUAUUUCCCCGUUUUUGUGUUUCUAGUGGCAACCCAAUACCCUCUUCCUCUGACUUGUUUGCAGUUUACAGGGGGAAUUAUUGUAUUCUGAUGCAGAUACAGAGAGUCCAUUCAUUGUGGCAGAGCAGCCCAGAAUCUCGGUGCUGCUGGCUCGGUGACCCAAUACGGGGCUUCAGAAGCAAGAAAGACUGCCACCCAAAAGCAUCGAACCCAGGAUCUCAGCAGGCCUGGUGUUAACCUUUGACCUGUGCCACGCCAAGAGAGCUUCGAACCCAGGAUCUCAGCAGGCCUGGUGUUAACCUUUGACCUGUGCCAAGCCAAGAGUGGCGCCUCUGCAGUUGAGCAGAGUAUUUUUUAUUUCAAAGCGAUGUGCAUUAAUAGUAUGUUUUAAUAAACAUUUGUAUUUUUUUCAACAGAACCAAAAAUAUGAAUCACCUGUAAUUUGUAAGGGUAUGCAAAUAUAUAUUGUCAAAAACACACAGAUUUGUGGAUGUUGCUCGUUUCACUUUUGGAGCGUUGACCGUGACUCGUGUUCCGCCGUGUUCUGUGUCCUUGUCUUUUAAUAUUUUGGACGUUUCCACAAUAAAAGAGCACGCACGC